This is a messenger RNA of Auanema sp. JU1783, 1794 nucleotides long. NCBI's taxonomy places the organism in Eukaryota, Metazoa, Nematoda, Chromadorea, Rhabditida, Rhabditidae. The record is from the annotation of a GenBank genome assembly.
AUGUUAAGCUACACAUCAACUCAAACUGUUCGUCAACAACAUCAAUCCGGUGAAAAGUUUGUCAUUCAAGGAUCUUUCCCAUCCUAUUAUUAUCCAACAGCUUUUUCCAAGCAACCAAACUAUCCAUUAUCUCCGCGCCAAGAAGAUGCUCUUCAACGUAUUCGCGAAUCAUCGACGUCUGGCAUCGUUCAGACACCUGAUAGCACCCCUCGAUCUAGUAUUGUUCCUCGUUUUCAUUCAGAACUACGUCGACGAGAUCCUUCUAUUACCUCAACUGCCUCUUCAAACUCUUUUAAUGAUUCCGAUUGCAAACUACUUCAUCCAACCGAUCACUCAGCUUUUGCCCCAUACUCCUCUACGACUCUUCCUGUAGUUCAUGAAAUACCUGUUAAAAUCCAACAACGGUCAGCUUCUCCUCAGCUCAGAAAGACGAAUGAAUCGACCUGCGAACAAAUACCUCAACCACCAAAUCGAAGCCAAGCUGAGCCAUCAUCAGCUCUUCCAUUAACUCAGAAUCACAUCCCAGCCAACUAUUCGCAAUUCGUUGCUGCUCCGACCAGCCAAAACUCAUCGGCUUACGGAAAGUAUCCAGAACUGACUGGUUCACAAAGGCAGAAGCUAUCAAAUAAGCCAAUUGCCUCACAAAAAUCUCUCCAAUUACCAGAAGUUAGUCGACCACAGUACUACUAUGAAGAGGAUGUUCAGCCAAAUGCUACUAUGGAGACCAAAGUUACCGGUCAAGGUCAACCUAAAAGAGUUGGAAGAUGGACAUUAGCCCAACUUCGCCAGACUGACGGUAUUAUCCCCAGCCAGGCUGGUUGGAACAAGGGAGACUCCCAAAAGUUGAUGACCAACUUCGGAUCCCCAAGAAACACCUCCACUCGUGUAACAGCUGAAAACCUUCAAGAAGUUCCCGAAGAAAUUUUGAACAAAGGACACGCAGAAGUUCGUCUCCAAUCUGGUACCAACAAGUAUUCUUCCCAAAGAGGAAUGACUGGAUUCGGAGCUCCUCGUGAUGUCUGCAGAGAAGGAAAGCACGUCAACACCAACCCUGCUGAUCUUCAGGAGCUUCCUGAGGAGAAGAUCCGUCUUUCCGAAGGUAUUGUCCGUCUUCAAGCUGGUACUAACAAGUAUGAUUCACAGAAGGGUAUGGUUGGAUUCGGUACUUCCCGUCGUGAAACCACCAAAAUGGUUGACAGCAAGCACCCUGAAUACAGCCACGAAGCCUCCAUUGAUCAGAGUCAAAUUCCCCUCCAAUCCGGAACAAACAAAUUCGCCUCCCAAAAGGGUAUGGUCGGAUUUGGUACUGCUCGUCGUGAGACUACCAAGAUGGUUGAUACCACUCAUCCCGAUUAUGAUCACGAAGCUUCCAUCGAUCAAACCACUAUUCCAUGCCAGAUGGGAUCCAACAAAUAUGCUUCUCAGAAGGGUAUGACCGGAUUCGGACAGCCUCGUUGGGAGGUUCUUGACCCCUCAAUCUCCUGGCAAAACCGUAAAUCUCAAGGUAUGGUUCGUCUCCAAUCUGGUACUAACAGAUUCGCUUCACAACAGGGUAUGACUGGAUUCGGUACCUGCAGAAACACCACAUUCGAAGCCGAAGGAGGUGAGCUUCCAUACGAGGCAAUGAAGAUCUCUGAGACAAUCAUCCCUAGCCAAGCCGGUUGGAACAAGGGAGAUUCUCAGAAGUGUAUGACCUCGUUCGGAGCUUCUCGUGACGUUAAGGGCAAGCACUUGAAGAGAAUUUGGGAGUUGGAAUACCCAGAAGAAGCUGAGGUUUCUUUGGACCGUCUCUAA